Funneliformis mosseae is the source of this 1017-nucleotide messenger RNA. The record is from the annotation of a GenBank genome assembly. Lineage: Eukaryota; Fungi; Glomeromycota; Glomeromycetes; Glomerales; Glomeraceae.
AUGCCUGAAGAGAGUAUAAGCGAAACUCCCAAGGAGAUUUCGGAAGAGGUUAUAUCUGCUAGGAAAGGUGAAUUUGAAACGGGAUUCGAGAGAGGUGGUCAAACACGUGAACAUGCCGUUUUAGCCAAAACUUCAGGUGUCAACAAAUUGGUGGUCGCAAUCAAUAAAAUGGAUGAUGUAACAGUAAAUUGGUCAAAGGAAAGGUAUGAUGAGUGUGUUAAUAAAUUAACACCAUUUUUAAAAGGAACCGGUUAUAAUCCUAAUUCAGAUGUUCAAUUUAUACCACUCUCUGGCUUUACGGGUUACAAUUUGAAAGAUCGUGUUCCAAAGGAUGCAUGCAGUUGGUACAAUGGUCCAUCGUUAUUGGAAUAUUUAGAUGAUAUGCAAGCAUUAGAUAGAAAAAUUAACGCUCCAUUGAUGGUACCCAUUAUAGAAAAGUAUAAAGAUAUGGGUACUAUUGUGGUAGGAAAAGUAGAAUCUGGUAAAGUCAAGAAAGGUCAAAAUGUGGUGAUUAUGCCAAACAAGCAUGUUGUUGAAGUAGCUGCGAUUUACAACGAGCUUGAAGAUGAAGUAACGUCUGGCAGUUGCGGAGAUAACGUUCGAUUACGUAUCAAGGGAAUCGAAGAAGAGGAAUGUUCGACUGGUUUUGUUGUAUGUGACACUCAAAGUCCAGUCAAAACAGCUACUACUUUUGAGGCACAAUUAGCCAUUUUAGAGCAUAAAAAUAUCAUUUGUGCAGGGUACAGUGGUGUUUUACACAUACAUACUUGUGUUGAAGAAGUAUCCAUUUCUGCUUUAUUACAUGUACUUGAGAAAAAAACAGGAAAGAGAUCAAAGCGAGCACCACAGUUUGUUAAAAAAGGACAAAAGGUGAUCGCUCGACUCGAAACUCAAGGACCAAUUUGUGUGGAAACAUUCGAGGAUUACCCACAACUAGGGAGAUUUACUCUCCGAGACGAAGGCAAAACAAUUGCGAUCGGGAAAGUUACUAAGGUUAUUGGAAAUGUAACUCAAUAA